AUGCGGUCCAGGAUAUAUUAUUGCGCUGCUGUAUCAGCCAAUCAAAAGCGACAUGACAAACGGCUGCAUCAUCUUCGGACCAGAAAGCCACGAUUAAAUUCUCAAUUGGUAGCGCAGCAAGUUGCCCAGCAGUAUGUGCCCCCACCUCCAAAAAAAGAGAAGCUUGAAAAUGGAACGCUUGUAGAUGGGGAUGAUGAGGAAGAAGGAGAGGAACCUGAAGAGGAGGAGGAAGAGGAAGAGGAGGAGGAAGAGGAAAGGGAGGAGGAAGAGGCAGUAGACAGUGAUAGUACCCAGGAGGACUAUCGCCUAGAGUUACCUCCCCCUCCUAUAGAAACCACAACUCUCAGUACAAUUAAUAUCAAAAAGGAGAAGAACCAUACAAAUACAGCAAAAAAGAUCUCAAAUCAACAAAGAUCUGCAAGACUGCGAAAUGUAGACCGGAGUAGUGCACGGGAUAUAUCUGUCACAGUGGGAACGGUUACGGUAACAAUUACAGACUAUCAGCCCAAACGUGAACGAAAAACAUCUACAGAAACUUCCAGCAAUGUGACAUUGGAUAGCUUUGACAAUUCCUCUUCAUCGUCAGGUGUGAGUAACGACCCACGGGAGGAUGUGACAAUGAACACAAACAACCACCAUACCUGACAUGUGGUGUUAGUGACGUCACUUCAUUUCUCAUUCUACACAGUGGUCAAGAUGGACCACCCAAAUUAGUGUGCCAUGUGGACAGGCAAUUCUACAUGUGUGUUAUUGACCUAUUAUUGCAAAUCAUUCAGUCUCAAAGCUGUGGAAAUUCGUGGAUAAAGAAGCAAUUCCUUUUAAAAUUUGAUUUUCAAAAGGGAAAACAUUAUUGACCUAAUGUUAAACUUCUUUAAUGUGAAUGGCAUGUGGAUAGUGAAUUAUGUGUGUUUGUGGGCGGUAAUGGAAAAUUUGUCAAGCUCAUAUAUAGUGAUAUAUAUAUAUAUAUGUGUAUACAUUCAUUAUGGUAUUUUCAUUCUAUUGAAUCUUCAAAAUGAGGUUCAUUUUGUUUUUACUGUCAACAUUCGGGUAAUUUCCAGAGUUAAGCUUUUACUUUCAACAUUCGGGUAAUUUCUAGAGUUUUCCUUAUCACUGUGUAACUAAAUGACACAAGUUUGAUUUAAAAUGGCGGAAUAACAUAUCAAAGCUUUUUUAGCCCACCAUCAUCUGAUGAUGGGGUAUACAAAUCGCCCUGCGUCCGUGGUCUGUCCGUGGUCCGUCCGUGGUCCGUCCUUAAACAUUUCUUGUUAUCGCUAUUUCUCAAAUUUUAUAUGUAUGUUCCCCUUGUUACUUAGUUGUGCAGGGAAACUUUUGAGACUGAUCAGAUAAACAACAUGGCCGAGAGGCAGCCAUCUUGGCUAUUGUUACUGAAGGUUUGUUAUCGCUAUUUCUCAGGAGGUACGACAGGGAUCUUUCUCAACUUUGAUAUGUAUGUUCCCCUUGUU
This is a messenger RNA of Mizuhopecten yessoensis (Yesso scallop), 1463 nucleotides long. RefSeq names its product RING1 and YY1-binding protein-like. The record is from RefSeq and is a predicted model, not a curated record. Gene Ontology annotation, biological process: positive regulation of DNA-templated transcription. Gene Ontology annotation, molecular function: DNA binding; transcription coregulator activity. Gene Ontology annotation, cellular component: nucleus. Lineage: Eukaryota; Metazoa; Mollusca; Bivalvia; Pectinida; Pectinidae. The transcript has 4 exons. The coding region runs from base 1 to 645 and encodes 214 amino acids.